Molecule: messenger RNA, 1797 nt
Organism: Trypanosoma theileri
Lineage: Eukaryota; Euglenozoa; Kinetoplastea; Trypanosomatida; Trypanosomatidae
Exons: 1
Coding region: 1-1797 (598 amino acids)
Molecular function (GO): protein binding
Source: RefSeq, a predicted model, not a curated record
AUGGAAGGACACACAUCUUGUAUUAUCGGAUCGUCUUUGAUAUUAUUUGGUGGAAAAAAUGUUACAAGUUCCUCUAAUAUCAGGUAUUACUCAAAUGUUGUAAGAGUAUUACCAGAUAUUUCUAAACUUUUCGGGAAUGGUAACAAUUUUUGUCAUAUUUCGGAGAUGAUUACAAAACCCUCGGUUCAGGGUCGUGCUUAUCACAUGGCGUAUGCUUACAGGAAAAAAUAUAUGGUGGUACUUGGAGGAAUAUUGGAAAAUGUUGAAGAGCAAAAUAACUGUAUGCGAUCUAUAGAUAUUCUUGAUACCGACGAACGUCGUUGGUAUCAUGUUAAUGCACAGGGUGAUGCACCUACUAGUCGUAUUCAUCAGGCAUCAUCCAUUUAUGAAAAUAACCUUUUUCUUCAUGGUGGAUAUCCUCUAAUACUUGAUGACAAGGGUGUAGCAAGAGAAUUUACUUCAGAUCAUAUACUUGAUAUGGGAAGUCUUCUUUUUGACACGUUUAUACUCAACUUAGAAACAAUGGUUUGGCGUCGAGUAACAUCAAAUGUUUUAUGUAGGCCUCUUCUUUGGGGACAUUCUGCUAUAACGUUUUCAGGUAAUAUUCUUAUAUUUGGUGGGGUGGAUGUAUCAAAAAAAAAGGAAGUUGGAGAUAUUAUGUUAUGGAAUAUUCAAAAAGAAACCUGGAUGAAGGUGGAUUGCACAUGUUCUUUUCCAUCUGCUAUGCAUCAAGCAGUAACCGUAAGGAAUAAAAAUAAUAAUACCAAAGAACCGACACGAAUGUUUGUUUUUGGUGGAGUACAAUUUUCCUUAGAAGAGUCUCUUUCAGAAUUAAAAGAGUUCAAUUUGGAAAAAGGAAUUUGGAAACUUGUAUCGGCUAAAGGUGAUAUUCCUGUUGGACGUGUAGGACAUACAUUACUUACUUAUGAUACUAAUACGAUUUUAAUGGUUGGUGGUGUAAUAACUCUACAAGAAAAUCUUAUUCAAGACAAUAGUUUGUAUAUUUAUCGAUUGGAGAUGAAUUCUUGGAAAAAGAUUUCCUUAAUUACGGAUAAAGAUCCUUUGGUUGAAAAAACAAUGCGUGAAAGUCGUGAACCUUACGUUGGAAAAAGAUUCGUUUCUUUUACCUCAACGUUAAAAAAAUCUGAACCCUAUGAUGAUUAUCGCAAUACUCACAACACGGGAUCUUCUAUUAAAUCAGGUACAUCAAUUUUACAAGAUGAGGUGAUGUCUUUAGAAAGAAAAAAUAAUAUUUUCUAUCCCACGUUUCGUGAACGUGAAUUUACUGAACAUCAUCAGGAAAAUAUAGGGGAAUAUUAUGUACAAAGUGAAGAUUAUGAUGCACCUCCUCCUCUUCCUUCUCCUAUAAUAGGGAGAAGAAGUCAAUGUAAAGAUAAAAUACAAAAUUCUACGCAUAUGCCCCGAGACAUGAAAAAAACUCCUGGCGAAAACUUUAAUAAACACUUCAAAAAUGCUGGGAAAAGUGAUAAAACGGAAAGGGUUUCAAAUUCUUCUGAAGAAUAUCACUUUAAAGAUCUUGAUAGUCUCAAGAAUGUCAGUCAUUUUCCGACAGUGGGAAACGAAGAUUAUUUAAAGCAAGAGGAAAGUUCUUCUGUUAAAGUGAAGGUUCCAUGUGUUUCACCUUCACUUAUUCAAGUAAUGAUCAAUUCAACACUUCGACGAGAUCCGCCGAAAGAUCUCCCUAAUCAUAUUGCUAACUGUCAGCCCUCUGAUGACCCCUUUUCGUACCUAAAAGCAACAAAAACCGUUAAACAAUGGCAAGAGCGAUCUGCAUAG